AUGGUGGGGCCAGUCAUCAAUGGCACGCUUACCGUAACGGAGGCCUUGGCUCUUUGUAACGAUCCUACCUCAUGGGUCGCCAAGAUCCAGGGAGUCCGCCUAGGGAAGGAGGUGGCGGAGCGGCUUUUUGGUUACAUCAAAAGCCUUUUUGCAACUCAGCAGUCGACGGUCAGCAAUCUCACGGCAGACGAGAAAGAAAUCUCAGCUCAGCUCACAGCGGAAAUUUGGAAGCGAUAUAAAGCGGGUACUCUGGGCCAACCGACCCCGUUUACUGAUGGCGUUGACACGGCGGCUGCGGGUGCCAGUGUGAAGAAUAUUCCUAAGGGCAUCACGGACAAUCCUACGUCGGCAGCUUCUGCCAGCUCUGGCCCCGCGGAGUCACUCUUCGAUCGCAUCAACUACCUGGAAUGCUGGAAUACAGCGUUGCGAACGAUCCAGACUGCCCAGGCACAGCGGAUGAUCAAAGCUCUGGAUGUCAUCGCCGAGCAGCUCGGAGACGGGAAUUGCAUCGCUGUGAUGGGCGCAAGUGGUCCCGAUGGCUUUGCCCGACCUGUAUACGACUUGGUCAGAAUGAAGAUCAACAAGGUCAAUGCGGCGGGCCGCAAGAAUCAUCGCUUCUUCAUCUACCAUAACUCCAACAAUUGGCACCAGGCGUUCGAGAGGUUGACAAGCGAAAAUCCACUGCCGUCGGAAUUUAUCAACAAUCCCUGCGACGACCUCGACCAUGCUUGCCUGUUCAUGCGUGAAGUCAGACAGAAGCUCCUCGCGAAAGAUGAAAAGCGCGAAAAGGGCAUUAUAUUCCACCUACUCAUCCCAUCGUGGUCCAAGCUCCAGAUCAAGGAGCCGCUGCAUUUUCCUGAGGACCUCUACCCUCUGCAAAUUGAGGGGCUGAAGCACGGUGGCAAAAACCAGGUCGAGUUGAAUCUCCCAGCAGCACCCGCUGGACUUCUCCACGGGGUCUCGAAUGUUCUUGACCCCAACAACUGGAACACAAUUGCAGGGGGUGCCGGUGCCGUCGUCACAGCGCCAGCCGUAGGCUGGGGGGUAAACGGCGCAUGUCUCGCUCUGGGCCUCGGUGUUGGCACCCUUACAGGAGCGGGGCUGUUUCUGGCUAUCCCGCUGUGGGUGGGAACGGCGCCGUUCGCUAUGGGCAAGUCAGCUCCGGUCAUUCACGACACCAUUUACGAUGCGCUACGUGAAGAGGACCCUAGGGUGCUAGGGUCCAAUGAGCGCUUGCAUAUGCCGCAACCGCGUUUUUAA
Messenger RNA from Aspergillus fischeri NRRL 181, 1260 nucleotides. RefSeq lists its product as uncharacterized. The transcript has a single exon. Lineage: Eukaryota; Fungi; Ascomycota; Eurotiomycetes; Eurotiales; Aspergillaceae. The record is from RefSeq and is a predicted model, not a curated record. The coding region runs from base 1 to 1260 and encodes 419 amino acids.